UUGUUGCCAAUGCAGUGUCCGUCGGGGUAGCUAAUAUGAAUGCUGCUUUCUUGAUGACAGUUAUUGGUGUUUCUAAUUUGUUCGGGAGUGCCAUACAUGGUUGGUUUGUGGACUUGGGGCAUGUGUCACCAAUGUUCGUGUCAGGGUGUGGCUGGUUUGUCAGUGGUCUUUCUCUUCUGUUCGUACCCGUUGCAGAUAGUUAUAUGAUUCUAGUCUUGAUAGCUGCGACAUUCGGAUUUGCUAACAGUAUAGCAUACCCUCUUAUGUGUGGUGUUUCCAUGAAACUUUGCGUCGGAACACACGAUUUAUCGAGUGCAUUUGGAUGGCUAUUGCUCAGUUUGGGUGUUGGAAAUACAGUUGGUCCUCCACUUGCAGGUUUGCUAUACGAUGGAACAUUGAAUUACAAUCUGUCAUUUAUAUUAGCUGGUGGAACAUUGAUAUUAACAGCAUUUCUUCUGUUCAUACAAAUAAUAAUUAAAAGAUGCCAAGGACAAAACAAAAUCAACGAAAGAAGAUAAUGAUAAUAAAGAAAAUAAAACAACAACAAAAUCUUGACCUCUGCCACCUGACUACCAAUAAACGUCUUCCAUGAGAUAUAUUCUUCUGCAUAUGUUUCAUUUUGAUAGGUCAUUAUGUUAAUAACUGUAUUGCUAU
Messenger RNA from Saccoglossus kowalevskii, 654 nucleotides. RefSeq names its product monocarboxylate transporter 13-like. Gene Ontology annotation, biological process: transmembrane transport; monocarboxylic acid transport. Gene Ontology annotation, molecular function: monocarboxylic acid transmembrane transporter activity. NCBI's taxonomy places the organism in Eukaryota, Metazoa, Hemichordata, Enteropneusta, Harrimaniidae. The record is from RefSeq and is a predicted model, not a curated record.